CCCUCCCUCUCCCCUAAUAUGCCUGUCGUUGUUCCUUUCUUUACAGGAGCAAAGCAACUCACGAUUGAUCUCGCAGAGCCUGUUGUUAUUCUUCGUGGUGGGGCCAAAGAUAAAAUCACACAUGUUCUUCAAGGCGAAGUCAAUAUCGUUCUUACCAAGCCUGUGUUGGCUUCUCGUGUGGUAAUUCAAUUCAUUGGCAAGGCACAUAGUUUAUGGCCUGAAGGCAUUGGCGCAAGAGGCACCAAACUCUACCAUGAAAAAAUCAUUCAUGAGCAAAACGUCAUCUUACAAUCUUUCCUCGAUAGUCCCAAGCAAGAAGGCACAUUAGCACCGGGUAUUCAUCGCUGGCCAUUCCAGUUCCUGUUAUUGAACCAGUUGAUUGAGACAAUUGAAGACGAGAUGGCCAAAGUGUUUUAUUAUGUGACAGCCACUGUUCAUCGUGUGGGUGUGGGUGCAACUAAGCUUCGAUCACGCCGUGAUAUCCUGUUGCUUCGAACACCUCAUUGGUCAGAUAAUGCAUUGACAGCCAAUUCACUACCUACGACAUCCAUUACUUCAGAACGCCACAUGGACGUGUGUGAUACGACUAUCUGUAUUGAAAAAUCCAUCGUCUCUUCCGGCACUCAGUUUCCUAUUUCACUCUCGAUUUCACCCAAUAUCAAACACGCCUUUAUUGAGAGUAUCUCAGUGAUCUUGACCGAGAAAAGAGUCUAUCGAUUACCUGAAUUUCAAGCACGUCGGGUUGAAGUUCAUGAUUUUAAAGUACCCAUCUUGUCCGUCAGUAGUUUGGUCGAUCCAGGCCUUGGUUCCACUGUGUCUCACUUAUCGCUCAAGGAAAUCAAACGUGCCCUCGGUGUCAAGAAUGCCCAUAUUUCUCUCAACAAUGGUUCUUUUCAACAUCGAAUAAUAUUCACGCUGCCCAACUGUGUGCAUCUCAAUCAUUCGACAACGUAUUCCGAAAUCGAUAUUCGGCACACCCUUAAACUCCAUAUUGAACUCACAUCCCCUUAUAGCUGUCAUGACACCAACAGUGUGACACGCACCAACAUUCAUUUAGAGACACCCAUUACCAUCUUGGACUGUCGCUUAAAAGAAGACUAUAACUCACUUCCUACCUAUGAAGAAGCUUUGUUAUUUGAUCCUGUCCUUGAUGAAGAUGUAGCUACCUCGAAACCAACGGGUUUCUUUCUCUGUCCUUGUUAUUUAGAAUACCAAAAGAAGCGCCAUUGUAGUCGUCGAGAAUGGAUCAAACUUCGAAACCAACCCUCAAGUCCAGACGUUAGUCCUCCUUCUUAUGAAUCUAUUCAGCCUAAGCGAUAAUAUCCCUAAUUACAUUAUUUAUUCUAGAUACCUUUUAUUUGCAUUUU
Molecule: messenger RNA, 1367 nt
Organism: Gilbertella persicaria
Lineage: Eukaryota; Fungi; Mucoromycota; Mucoromycetes; Mucorales; Choanephoraceae
Exons: 2
Coding region: 19-1320 (433 amino acids)
Biological process (GO): ubiquitin-dependent endocytosis
Cellular component (GO): cytoplasm; cytosol; plasma membrane
Molecular function (GO): ubiquitin protein ligase binding; protein-macromolecule adaptor activity
Source: RefSeq, a predicted model, not a curated record